Formica exsecta is the source of this 1262-nucleotide messenger RNA. Its product is annotated as solute carrier family 25 member 51. Lineage: Eukaryota; Metazoa; Arthropoda; Insecta; Hymenoptera; Formicidae. The record is from RefSeq and is a predicted model, not a curated record. Bases 214 to 1071 code for a protein of 285 amino acids. The transcript is spliced from 3 exons.
CGGCACCGUUAAUACCUAAAGACAUCUAUGUCUUUAAAGCUAUGGGUUGAAUGGCGCGGAAAGAAAGUUUAAAUAUGUAAAAAAAUGCCUAAUUCAAUAUGCAAUUUGUCACAAAUAUCUUUGGACAAGAAAUAUAUGGAGUACAUUUAAAAUUAGGAUAAUUGAAUAUUCUUCCUUCCGGAUGUCUUUGGUGUUUCUAAAAAUUAUACUAAUAUGAAUAACAUUACAUCAGAAAAGCUUUCGUUAUAUUCGGUUCUCAGAAUCAAAAAAGAUGAUCUUAAGGAAUUUAUUUGUGGUUGGGGUGCCGCUGUUAUUAAUGUCACUGUCACUUUCCCUAUUAAUAAAGUCAUAUUUAGACAGAUUUUGGAGGGAGUUCCAGUGAGUACUGCAGUCGGGCAGAUAUCACGAGAGGGAAUACAAUUGCUGUAUCGUGGAAUUUUACCUCCUCUGUGUCAAAAGACUUUGUCCCUCAGUCUAAUGUUUAGCACGUAUGAAGGAUGCAAACAGAGAUUCGGUUUGCUUACCGUAAACAAUGUGCUGGCUAAGGUACUGGCGGCGAAUAUAGCCGGCACGGUGGAGGCUGUGCUCAUGCCAUUUGAAAGAGUACAAACGUUGCUGCAAGAUUGGCGAUAUCACGACAAAUUCAAGAACACGCCCCAUGCGUUUAGGUAUCUUUUAACGAAUUAUGGCGUGUCUGAGUGUUAUCGCGGCAUGGUUCCUAUCAUAUAUAGAAACAGCUUGUCCAAUUUGAUGUUCUUCACUUUGCGAGAUCAAUCGAAAAUCUUGAUAGGCGAGCAGGAUUCAUUAUUGACGAACUUUAUCAGCGGUGCACUCAUCGGUGGCUUUACCAGCACAGUGUUUUAUCCGAUGAAUGUAAUCAAGAUACACAUGCAGACAAAAAUUGGUGGCGACUUCGAGAAAUUUCAGGUUGUGAUUCGCGAGAUAUAUGUCUCCAGAGAUCGAAGUUUAGCUUCAUUUUACAAAGGCGUUCACUUGAAUUACAUGAGGUCUUUCAUUAGCUGGGGUGUGAUAAACGCGUCGUACGAUUUCUUGAAGAACAUCUUCUUCUAAAUUAUUUAAUGAAGAAGAGAAGUAUUUUUAUUUAUAUUUAUUUAGGAAAUUUAUUUUACGCCCCGCUGUAUAUAUCAGAUAUUUUAAAUAAUAGUAGGAAAUUGUAUCUUUUGUAGAAAGAUGUGAAUGUCACAGUCGCACAUUCUUCUUAAUAUAUAUAUGCGGGAUUAAGAUAAAUAUGCGAUUGCACA